This is a messenger RNA of Oryzias melastigma (Indian medaka), 1728 nucleotides long. It is a transcript of the gene hacd1, whose product is annotated as 3-hydroxyacyl-CoA dehydratase 1. Gene Ontology annotation, molecular function: 3-hydroxyacyl-CoA dehydratase activity. NCBI's taxonomy places the organism in Eukaryota, Metazoa, Chordata, Actinopteri, Beloniformes, Adrianichthyidae. The record is from RefSeq and is a predicted model, not a curated record. Gene Ontology annotation, biological process: very long-chain fatty acid biosynthetic process; sphingolipid biosynthetic process; fatty acid elongation. The coding region runs from base 61 to 789 and encodes 242 amino acids. Gene Ontology annotation, cellular component: endoplasmic reticulum membrane. The transcript has 7 exons.
CUUCCCACCAGCCUCAGCUGUCGGCUCCCUUCCUGACUUCCCCACCCUGCCCCCGGUGCCAUGGCGUCCAGCGAGGAGGACGGCACGGUUGAGGAGAAGGAAAACAACAACAAGAAGAGAACGAAGAGCGCCCUCACGACCGCAUGGCUCACCUUCUACAACAUCGCCAUGACCGCCGGGUGGCUGGUUUUGGCCCUGGCAAUGAUGCGCUUCUACAUCAAAAAAGGCACACACAAGGGUCUGUACAGAAGUAUAGCAAGGACACUCAAGUUUUUCCAGACGUUUGCUUUGGUUGAGGUGGGACAUUGUGCGAUCGGAAUCGUGAGGACUUCUGUCAUUGUAACCGGGGUUCAGGUGUGUUCGAGGAUUUUCAUGGUUUGGUUCGUCGCCAGCAGCAUCAGACAGAUCCAGAAUGAAGAAAGCGUAAUCCUGUUCUUGGUGGUGUGGACGGUGACAGAGAUUACCAGAUAUUCCUACUACACAUUCAAGCUGCUCAACCACCUGCCAUACUUCAUCAAAUGGGCCAGAUACAACUUCUUCAUUGUCUUGUACCCACUGGGGGUCGUAGGAGAGCUGCUCAGCAUUUAUGCCGCUCUGCCGUUUGUGCGCAGAUCUGGGAUGUUCUCCAUGAGGCUCCCCAACAAGUAUAACGUGUCGUUCGACUACUACUACUGCCUCAUCAUCGUCAUGCUGUCCUACAUCCCACUGUUUCCUCAGCUUUACUUCCACAUGCUGCGGCAGAGGAGGAGAGUGCUUCACGGGGAAGUUAUCGUGGAGAAGGAUGACUAAAAGCAGCUCCACCUUAACGCCACGUCACCCUCACCUCCGCUCCACCUCCACCGCGAUGAACAGUCUGUCGUACAAGAUCCACCGCUGACGAUUUAGAAAAGACCGCCGGACUCCCUCAGCUCUGACGUGCAAAAGCUGAUUCUGACAUGUAAAUUUGUAAGACAUUUGUUUACAGUCCAAAAGUUUGAGAUCAGUCUAUUACUCAUCAAACCUGGAGCCACCCCAAAAUAAUAAUAAAAAAAUACCCCACUCCCAACAAAAAGUCAGUUUGGCUGCACAAAAAUAAGGUUUCAAAUAAGGUUCUAUCAUACCUCACAAUAAAUCUACAUUUAGACAAUGUGUUGCUGCUUUUGUGUACGUUUGUGUUACCUUAUGUGUUAAUGAUGCAAUGUGAAACGAGUGGCUGAUUCGAUUUCUUAAAUGGUGCACAUGCUGUAAUCAGCUUUAACUUAACACUUCGCUCGGCUCAGCUCCUGUCUUCUUUAAUGUUUCCAUGUUUACUGUCCCAUUCAUUCACAAGAGCCCAUCUUAAGUUGAUUCUAGUGUUUUCUGUUGGCCGGUGUAGACGACUACUUGUUAGCGCACUGUCUUCACUCUGUGUCUUGUUUUUUAAAUGCGAAGAAUCCGGUGACAGAGCGGUACUUCCUCCGACUAAAGGUGCUAUUGUUGAGAUCUUUUCAAUCUUCUGUGCAGCUGAAAGUGCGACUGUGAUUGGAGUUGACCCAAAGCAGGACGUGAAAGAUUGAAAGGAAAUGAACUGCUAAGGUGAUAUAUCAGAAAGAGUUGAUGGGUUUUAUUCGGUUACAAAUAAAGACAAAAAAAGGGGAAAAAAAAUGCUUCAUGCAGCAAGAAAGUUAUUUUUAAGGAAAAAAACGGAAAAAUGUGAAAAUACUUUUUUGUGCAAAGUGAAUAAACACAAUGCUACAACACCAAGGAACA